AUGCUCGCUACCACGGAGCUGGCCAGCUACAACACCACAUACACGGAGGCCAUGAAGAUCCUGAAGCACGAGGCCGCAUGGGCGAUGGUUGAUGGCCAUAAGCGCUGUACAUUGUACGAAAUUUUCAUGGAGCAGCUUUGGUAUCACUGCACGCCCCACAGGGAGAGCGACUCUGACGCGAAGGGAGAAGAAGCCUUCCUGAAGCUGAUCCUGGAGCCGCUGCCGCUGCUCGCCCGGCCCGCGUUCUGCAUGCUGCUGCUCGCGACGUCGAUCCCGAAGGCGCUAGGCAUGAAUGGGCUGUUCCUGGUGCUACGUACCGUCGCUGCUCGGCCGACGCCGACCUUCCCAAACAAGGUUUUCAUGAUGCUGAUACAUUUCUGCAUGCUGCUGCUGGCGACGGGCACGAUUGGGCGGUUCCUGGCGCUCUGUACCUUCGGCGCUCGGAUCUCCUCCAACUUUGAUGUUGCUGCUCGUCUUUCGAUGGCCUGGCAGACCAAUCGGUAUGCCCCGCUUCGGAGCUUCAACAUGAUGAACGUGCCGUUCCGCCGCUCGGAGUGGCGGCUGUUGCGCAUGACGCUGAG
Messenger RNA from Prorocentrum cordatum, 581 nucleotides. Lineage: Eukaryota; Dinophyceae; Prorocentrales; Prorocentraceae. The record is from the annotation of a GenBank genome assembly.